Messenger RNA from Gadus morhua (Atlantic cod), 1983 nucleotides. RefSeq names its product transmembrane protein 238. NCBI's taxonomy places the organism in Eukaryota, Metazoa, Chordata, Actinopteri, Gadiformes, Gadidae. The transcript is spliced from 2 exons. Bases 1009 to 1566 code for a protein of 185 amino acids. The record is from RefSeq and is a predicted model, not a curated record.
AUAUUCGAGAAAGACGAUGUUUUCACUGACUUUCAAUUAUCCGGUGUGCGGGUUAAGCCAUCGGUUAAGCAAUGCACUGUUUCCAGUAACUCGCUUUAUGGGGCGGGCUGAGGCUGAGUCGUGGAGCCGUAGACCACUGGCGCCCUCUGCAGGCCAUUCGUAUAUCCAUCAUCCCGUCGCCUUUUAGUCAAUUAGCCUGAAAGCCAGGCAGGACACUCGACUUCGUGGUUAUCAAAUGUAUUAUAUUAGCCACGAGAAAGGAUGGAAGUAAACACUUUGGUAACAUUGAACUGUGGACGUUUUAGGAGGCCUGGAAGCUACGUUUUUCCCACUUUGUUUACGUCUACAUGAUCUGUGUCUGCGUGUACAAGGCAAGAUAGAGAUCUUUCCUGUGUUCCUCUGCAUCUCUUUCCUUACAUUUCCGAUCUCUGUGUCCUCUCUGUCUCUCCAGUUCCGAGUGUGUAUCUCUAUAUCACCAGAGCUCUGCGUUGGCAGUAGCCUCUUCGUAGUUGUCCGUUUGGCAGUGUAAAGGGGCCUGAAUGUAAAUAAGAAAUGGAAACAGAUGGCAGUAAGGUUUUCCUGAAUGAUAUAUAUGAGCCAAGGAAAUCUAACUCGUAAAACGAGGGGAAAAAAUCACCAACUGAUGAAAUUAGGUUAAAACUAUCUGGGUGAUAACAUAACGUUUACAACAUUUUAAAGUUAGUCAACUUUUAUCUGUUUAUGUUUACAAAGGUUAUACGCCUAGUAGGGCGCAUAGGCCCUAUUUAUGAUUAUUAUUAUUAUGGGCCGUGUGAGUGGACGGUCCUAACUGACGCACGAGCCUUUUUUACAACCCCUUGGGGCCGUGACGUCAUAUAAAGGUGGGUUGCGCACAGGUGUGUCCGCGGUAGGUUGGUCAGUAUAGGUACGUUCGUUCAGGUGAAGAAAUGUGCGUCCUGGUGGAAACAUCAUUUGUGUUCCCCCGAGGCGCCGCUACUUGAGCUCAUGUGAACCAGCCUCAGCUCGGGCAUGGCGCACAAGUUCGUGGGCAAAUGCGUGCCGCUGUUCGUUCUCGCCGUGGUGUUCGACGUGCUGGGUCUGAUCGUGCUCCUGGUCGGCGUGUUCGGGAACCUCAACCUGGACGGAUUGUUUUACGGGGAUUUCCUCAUCUACACCGGCUCCCUCAUUAUCUUCGUCAGUCUGUUUUGGUGGAUCAUGUGGUACACUGGCAACGUCUCGGUGUACCCCUCCGUCGACCGGGGCUCCCUUGAUGUGGACCUGAUGCACUGGGCCAGGAAGGUGUCUCAGAAGCUCACGUUGGAAUCGGCCGAGACGAAGAAGAAGAAGAAGAAGAUGAAGAAGAACGGGGAGUCUGGGGUGAAGGGGACGGCACCGCCGGGGGUGCUCAACACGGUGACCCGGAUCUCCUGGGACAACAGCACGCUGUCCCAGGGCCAGCACAACAAAGGGUUCGAGGCGUAUCCUGAGCACAUGCCAUCCGAGAAAACGCUGGAGAUGGGCAUCUUCCAAAGCCCUGACGUGUCUUCACAUACGGCUGUUGGUGGGGAUGCCUUCGGGUUCGUCUGAACAGAUGGGGCUGGUCUGGACCUGAGGGCCAAGGACAGAUCCCAUGUGGCUAUCCCCACACAUCCGGUAUUCCAGAUGGAAAACCUUUUACCCACGACACUUUAUCACACGACUUGUAUUUCAUUCAGGGAGCAGCCCUUCGCUAAUUGUAAACCACUGGGCUGUGCACAGAGGGGGGGGAAAUGAAAGCUCAUUAUAUUUUUUGUGUAAUGUAUGUACAUAGUCAAUUUCUAUAUUUUUCAUACACUUGACUCUUUUGCUUUGAAUAAAAGCUUUCUUAUAAAAUUGAAAAGGAUACUUUUAGGGGAGUCGGUGACUAAUAUUGUCUGCCUCCUUUUUUUGUGUAAUGUUUGUAAAUAGUAAAUUUCUAUAUUUUUUUUAUGCACUUAUUGCUUUGAAUAAAAGCUUUCAUACAAA